AUAUUUUAAUUAUGGGCGAUUUUUUUCAAUUGAAAAAAAAAAUUCAGACUGCUUUUAAGUUAAGCGGUUUUUUAGUCAAAUCAGAUUCUAUUCAGUUUUUGUGCGAACAACUGGCUCCAUUUAGUUCAGAGGAAAAUGAAAAGUUGGUAUCAAAAAUUAUUGAAAGUCUUCAGACUAUGAAAUUGUCGAGCACGAAUAUCAGUAAAGAUCUAGUUGAACAAGCAGUAAAUCGAAUUCAUUUGGUUGAUUUGUGUGAUGAUGAAACUAUUUUUAGUGUAAUAAGUGCUUUUGAAGUUCCGCGAUUUACUUUCAGUAGCAGUACUAAAAAGUUUUACCGUGAUAAUGAUGAUAAUACUAGUUUUCUUCCGGAGGCAUCUGCUAAAGCUAAAUACUUACAAAAUCGUUAUAAAAUUUUAUUGCAAAAAGCUAUGCGGCAUGAACUCUUUGCUGAAAAUAAUAUAGAAGGCGUUGAAAAUGGUUCAAAAAAAUUUCGCCUAUAUUUUGCUGAAAAUUUACUUUCUCAAUCACAAGUUAAAGAAGUAGUGAUUUUAGGGUUGUUGACACAACUAUCAGAAGGAAAAUAUUUUUUGGAAGAUCUCACUGGAAUCGUAGAGUUGGACUUGCAAGAAGCACAUUUUCAUUCUGGGUUUUAUUGCGAAGGAAGUUUUAUUUUAGCUGAAGGCAGAUACGAAGACCAAAUUUUAAAAGUAUCUAGUAUUGGUUUUCCUCCGUCGGAAAUCGCCAGCUUCAGUCGUAGUUACUUCGGAACCCAAAAUUCUUGGGGUGGAAAAUCAAGUAAAUUAUUGAAAUAUUCAACUCGACUUGGAGAAUUGGAGCAAACUAAUAAAGAAGCUACUAUAGUUUUUCUUUCUGAUGUUCGCUUAGACAUUCCUGUAGUGACCCAAAAAUUAAAAACUUUAUUUAUUGGUUAUGACGAAUGUCCCCCAGUUGCUAUAGUACUGAUGGGACCGUUUUGCCAAAUGGAAAAAAGUGUAACACAAAAAAAACAGUUUUUUGAUAUUUUAGGUGAUCUAGCUGAUGGUUGUGAACAUUUAAAACAACAAACAGAUCUAGUUUUGGUUCCAUCACAAGAAGAUCCAGCAGCACCAAAUAUACUACCAAGGCAACCAAUCCCCGAAUAUUUUGUAAAAGAACUUCGUCGAAAAUGGAAACGUUUAAAAUUAGCAACUAACCCUUGCCGUUUACAAUAUUGUACUCAGCAAAUAAUUGUUUGCAAAGCUGAUUUAUUUACAAAAUUUUGUCGAAAUACUAUUCAUUUUCCCAGUGAUAGUAACUUGGCAAACCAUUUUGGAAGAACUUUAGUUUGUCAGGGUACUUUAACUCCAGUUCAGCCUAUUGUUAUACCAGUUUACUGGAACUAUGAUACCGCCUUACAAUUAUACCCCCUGCCAGAUUUGAUAGUUAUUGGAGACCCCAGCGAUUCUUUUAGCACAAUUCAAGCUGGAUGUACAAUAUUAAACACAGGAUCGUUUAUAAAAAGUAAUUUUUCUUUUAAAGUGUAUGUCCCAUCAUCAAAACUAGUUGAAGACUCAGAAAUACCGGAUAAUUAAAUUAUAAAUAAGGCAAUUACCCAUAUAAUUUUAUUAUUUAAUUUAAAGAAUCAUUUUGUAAGCUUUUACCACAUAUUACAUACAUCAAACAAAAACCUACACGUUCAAGUAUAUAUGUACAUAUGUUUUUUUAUAAAACAAAAAAAUUUUUAGCCGGUUUUGGCGAAAUAUCUUUAUUUUUCUUUAUUUGCAAACUAAUCUUGUUACAUUUCAGAAAUUUACAUCAUUUAACCGUAGAAAAAAUAAAAUGUAAAAAAGGAAAUAAGGAAUAAAACUAAUAUUUUUUUAAAAUAAAUUUCCUGGAAAAAAUUCAUUCACCUUACUAAAGAAUGUAAACUGCAUGAUGGAUUAUUAUUUUGCAGGUUUAGUUUGGAUACUUUUUUUUGUUGAUUUUGAUUUCUCCAUGUAUGAUCAAGGUUUUUUUCUUAAUUCUACUUAUUUUCUGUAUUUAAACAAAAUGAGAAAACCGUUUUUUUCUUUAAAUAUUUCAAUAUAUGCAUAUUCCAUGAUUUUUAAAUAAAAAAGAUUUUAUUGCGAAGCUAAAUUAAAAAAAAAAAAUUCAUCAUUAAUUCGAAAUUUAUAUUCGUAUAAAACAAAUAAAAUUGUUGUUUUUAACGUCUCCGAAAAUUAUCUAGACGUACACUUGGAAAUAUUCCUCGACGUUUUAAAAAAAUCUUAUAUUUAGUUUACUUAUUUACAUGCAUAUUCUAUUCUUAAAUGCCAAAAACAGAUUUUAGUUUGUAACGUAUAUGUUUCUUUUAGCUGGCAGUUAUCGAUAAAUUCAUAUAGUUCUGAAAAAUUUUUAAAUUUUUUUCGGGGCGGCAAUGAGAUAUUCAUAGAGACAAUAUGUUUUCUUAAUAAACCGGCUAAUUGAAAAAUUUUUUUACUUUAAUUUUACUAAUUUUUUUUUAACAUUUAAAACGAAAAAGAAAUUUUUACCGCCCCUUAAACGAAUUUAAUUUUAAUGUUUAAUUUCUUGAAUUUGAAGUAAGGUAUGUAAUUUAAAAACUAUUCAAAAAUUUUACCGGGAAGGCUAUAAUAUCAAUUUUCAAUUUUAACGAAAAAGAAAAAAAAAAUUUAUAAUUAUUCCAAUAUAAUCACGCCGCCUAUUUUUUAAGUAUGAAAUAAAAUAUAAUUUACUUAUAAUUAUUGUACUUAUGGAAAAAUGAAAUAAAGCGGAUUUUUUUAUGUUUAUUAUUUCUACCAAUCAACACUGUUAUUACUUCAAUAUAAAAUUCAUAACAGUAUUUGCAAGAUUUAUAUUAAUUUUGGCUAUUAAAAGGUUAUGCUCUAAUCUAUAAUUAAUUACAUAUAUAUUUAAUUUUACAAUAUCAAAUAGAACGUUUUUGAAAAAUUAAUAUUUUUUACCAUAAAAUUCUACUAAAUCUACUUUUACUUAAACAGUUUUUGAAAACUAAAUAAAUAAUUUAGUACAUAUACAUAUAUUCUUUUCAAAUUUAUUUCACGAAAGAACAAAAAAAAACUGUGUAUUAUCCGGGGAGGCUAUUUAGCUCCAGCAAUUGCAUUACUAAAAUUAAUUUAAAUAGUGAGUUUUGUUUGUAAGCAAGCGACAUUGGAUAAAUUUACCUAUGUUUUUUUAACAUUCUUUACUAAUUACUUGUAUAUUCUUAUUGUUUUUUUUAUUUACACUUAGUUUUCAAAUUUUUUCAAAUCGAAGAUUAAAAAUUUUAUAAAUGGAAAUGCUUUUUAAAGGAAAAAUACUAAUUUUGUACGCCAAGUUCAAUAAUAAAUUAAAGGUCUU
This is a messenger RNA of Condylostylus longicornis, 3333 nucleotides long. RefSeq names its product DNA polymerase epsilon subunit 2 (gene DNApol-epsilon58). The transcript has 2 exons. Bases 12 to 1571 code for a protein of 519 amino acids. NCBI's taxonomy places the organism in Eukaryota, Metazoa, Arthropoda, Insecta, Diptera, Dolichopodidae. Gene Ontology annotation, cellular component: epsilon DNA polymerase complex. Gene Ontology annotation, biological process: error-prone translesion synthesis; DNA-templated DNA replication. Gene Ontology annotation, molecular function: DNA binding. The record is from RefSeq and is a predicted model, not a curated record.